AUGCCAACUACAACGACAACUGCAAGAACUACUCAGCAACCAGUAAUUCCUAAUAUUCCAGCCGAUGCCCGAUGGGCACAGAAUGGAGUGACGGUUGCUGGAGGCCAUGGAGCAGGCAGAGCUACCAAUCAACUCUCCUGGCCUUUUGGUCUCUUCGUUGAUGAUGAUCAAACGAUAGUCAUCGCUGACUGGGGCAAUGAGCGUAUCAUUCAAUGGAAGAUGGAUGAUACGAAUGGACAAGUAGUAGCUGGUGGCAAUGGUCAAGGAAACCGAUUGGAUCAAUUGGAUCGACCAACUGAUGUAUUGAUCGACAAACAGACAGUUAGUCUCAUUAUUUGUGAUUUGGAGAAUCGACAAGUCGUACGAUGGUCUCGUCGUAGUGGUACAACUCAAGGAGAAAUCCUUAUCAACAACAUCAAGUGUUCGGGAUUGGCCAUGGAUGAUCAGAGAUAUCUCUACAUCUCUGACUACGAAAAACAUGAAGUAAGACGAUAUGAAACAGGAGAAAAGAAUGGAACUAUUGUGGCUGGUGGCAAUGGCGAAGGUGCUGGUCUCAGUCAACUCAACUCUUCGACCUACAUCUUAGUCGAUCAACAACACACUGCCUACGUGUCAGACAACAACAAUCAUCGUGUAAUGAAAUGGAAUAAAGGUGCAAAAGAAGGAAUUGUCGUCGCUGGAGGUCAAGGCGAAGGGAAUGCUCUGACACAAUUGCCGUAUCCUAAUGGACUUCAUACAAUCAAUAAUAAUGAUGAAGAAGAUUUGUUUCAUUUGUUUAUGAUGAAAAAAAUUACAACUAUGAAAUUAGGUGAACAAAGUAUUCUCAAUCGAUUUCUAGCUAUAAAAACGACUAUAGCUGGACAAUCGGUAGUUACAGUUGUACUUAAACGAAAACAUCUCGAUGCUCAAGAAAUUUAUAUGGGAUCACAGAAUCAUCAUUUACAACCAGUUGUUAUUAUCGAUUGUUUAGGAAUGCUUGCUAGUGAUAUGUUAAUAUAA
Messenger RNA from Rotaria sordida, 999 nucleotides. NCBI's taxonomy places the organism in Eukaryota, Metazoa, Rotifera, Eurotatoria, Philodinida, Philodinidae. The record is from the annotation of a GenBank genome assembly.